Messenger RNA from Tribolium madens (black flour beetle), 2179 nucleotides. It is a transcript of the gene MTPAP, whose product is annotated as poly(A) RNA polymerase, mitochondrial. The record is from RefSeq and is a predicted model, not a curated record. Gene Ontology annotation, molecular function: poly(A) RNA polymerase activity. The coding region runs from base 351 to 2102 and encodes 583 amino acids. NCBI's taxonomy places the organism in Eukaryota, Metazoa, Arthropoda, Insecta, Coleoptera, Tenebrionidae. Gene Ontology annotation, biological process: mitochondrial mRNA polyadenylation. The transcript is spliced from 6 exons.
UAUUUCUUUAACAAUAGUGGACCCUUUUAUAUGAAGAUCAUUCCAUUCUUGGAUAUUAUUAUAAACAUCAGCCACCAAAUCUCUAACAACUCGGGGAAGUCCAGUUAAAUUUUUUUGGGGAGACACCUGAGCUGGACUUUCAUGCACUAAAAUAAAACAAUUCAUUUACACAAAAUUUCCUAUAGUCACAUACCUACAAAUAACAGACGAAAAUCCACAAAUUGAAGAAUUACUGGGUCUUUUAGGAGUCUUGUCACUCAUGUUUGAAACAUAACCUCACAAAAUUAAGACGGAAUGUUGUGACUUUAAUCACUUCCUUUUGGCAGCCCCCUUUUAUUUCAAACUAAAAAAUGUCUGUUUUCUGGACAUACCGUUUAAAAAAUUCCAUUGGAAGAAGAAUAAAAUUAUUUGCAUUGAGCAGUGGCAGGAAAAAUGUUCGCCGAUUGUCACAAAAAGUGAAAGAAACAGAAAGUGAUAAUGCGUUCAUUCCCUUUAUGGAUGUUUUAAAAUUUCGGCGGAAUGAGGCUAGAAGGAGUAUUUUAGUGCAAGUCCAGUCAGCACAGUCUUUUAAAGAAUUGCAUUCUUAUUGUAAUUCCGUGGGAAAUAUAAAGCAAAUGUUACACUACACAGUUGGGGUUGAACCAUUGAAUUUUAUUGUAGUGGAGUUUGCGUCAGAAGAAGAUGUAACAAAUGUUCUUGAAAGGAGUUCCUAUGUGGAAGACACUCAAGUCGUCCCUGUUCAGUCACAAUUUCUGUGGUUUAGGGCUUCGAAUAGGAAACUCCCGAAAUUAAAGCAAAGCAAAAGUGCCAUUUUAAAUACUGAAAAUGGUAAUCAGUGUAUGAAAUCACCUGAAAUAAUGAAUUUGUUACGCAACUGUGAUUCAGUGUCGGAGCAAAUGAAUGUUCUUUAUAAUUCAACUAAAUUAAACGAUCUUGGAACAAGAUUAAGAUUUCUAACAGCGAGGCAAGUCGAAAAUGCCGUCAGAGGAAUGUUUCCUAAAGCCAGAGCGUAUCCUUUUGGGUCCUCAGUCAACGGAUAUGGAAAAAUGGGUUGCGAUCUAGACCUUGUCUUAAGAUUAUGUGACGAUAAGAUCAAAAAUGAUGCCAGACUGAUGUUUCACUGCAAGGGUUUAGUGGGGUCUGAGAGAACCGCUUCACAGAGAAAUAUGGAAGCGAUUGGCGACUUACUGCAAUUAUUUCUACCAGGUUGUUCACAAGUUCGCCGAAUCCUGCAAGCUAGGGUUCCUAUAAUAAAAUAUUAUCAGCAACUCACAGAUGUUGAAUGUGAUCUAUCAAUGUCUAACAUGUCUGGAGUCCACAUGUCCGAUUUUCUGUACAUUAUGGGAUCCUUAGACCCCAGAAUUCGCCCUUUAAUUUUCACCAUUCGUAAGUGGGCGUCUGAAGUAGGUUUAACAAAUUCAAGUCCUGGCCGAUGGAUCACGAACUUCUCCCUCACACUGCUCGUACUUGCAUUUUUGCAAAAACCAAUAAAUUCGAAACCAAUUCUUCCAUCAUUAAACACUCUAGUGAAGUUGGCUGAACCUAAUGACUUUUACGUGACUGAAGACGGCAUAAAUUGUACUUUUCUCAGAGAUAUCACCAAGCUGAAAAUACCAAACGGAAACAAUGAAAGUUUAGAGUCACUUCUGAUAGAGUUUUUUGAAUUUUAUUCGCAAUUUGAUUUUGCGUCUAAGGCUGUGUGUUUGAAUGAAUCGGUUGCGAUUACGAAACCGGAACACUGCGCUUUGUAUAUUGUGAAUCCUCUUGAACGAGGAUUGAAUGUUAGUAAAAAUGUCAGUAUUGAAGAACUAGACAGGUUUCGAGUUGAAGCAAGAAACGCAGCUUGGGUUCUAGAGUCGCAGGAAAACAAAAGUGAAAAUUGGGGCAUUUUGUCGAUUUUUGAAAACAAAAAGAAGUCCAAUAGUGUACUAAAUUUUGCGUUUUCUAGUAAACAUGGACGAUUGGUGGAGGUUAGUACUUUAUUUGAGGAAAAUACAGACAAACCUAUUCAGUAUAAAAACGCCUCUGUAAAGAAACAAAUAGAGAAUAUAAAAAAUGACACAAAAGAUAAACUGAAAGAAAUACAAAAAAUAAACAGGUAACAGACUUUAUAACAACUGUAUUUUUAAGUAAUAUGUAUAGCAAGCAUAUACAUUUUGUAAUUAAAAUCUUUGAAAUA